GGGAGGCACGGACCCCCCGGCGCUCCGGGCCGCGGCUGGAGCCGGCCCAGCGGGGAGCCCCGGGGAGCCAGCGGCCGCCGAGCGCCUCAGAUGCGUCUGUCACACAACGCCGGCCGAGCUAUUUAAAGUAACGGGCCUCGCCGGACUUUGUCUCUGCCUAUUUAUGAGUCCCCGGGAGCUGGCCGGCGCCGCCGGGCAGCGCUAGGAGCCGCGCCGCAGCGCCAGCCCCGCGGGGACGCCAGCGCCGAGCCGGGGGCCGGGCCCGCCCGGAGCAUGACGGCCAUCGGGGCGCUCCUGCUCUGCUCCUGCCUGGGGCUGCUGCGGCCGGGCGCCGGGCAGCCCUUCCUGCGGCUGCGGCCCUCGCCCAGCGACAACCUGCCGGUGAAGGACAUCGUGGAGCACCCGGACCCCGAGUACGACCCGAAGGAGCAGGACCUGGACGAGCGGACUCUGCGCAAGAAGCUGGGCAGCCAUUUCGACCCCGGCUUCAUGGCCGUGGCCGUGCCGGGCCCCGCCAACGCCUCCGCGGGCGCCGAUGCGGCGGCGGGGCGGGCGCGGGCGGCGGAGCUGCGGCGGCUGGAGCGGGGCGGGCCGCGGCUGCGGGUGGGCAAGAAGGCGCGGCGGAAGGUGCUGCAGUGGCUCUGGGCGUACACCUACUGCCCCGUGCUCUACACCUGGAAGGACCUGGGCGUCCGCUUCUGGCCGCGCUACAUCAAGGAGGGCAACUGCUUCGCCGAGAAGUCCUGCUCGCUGCCCGAGGGCAUGUUCUGCAAGCCCGUCAAGUCGGUCACCAAGACGUUCCUGCGCUGGCACUGCCAGGGCUGGUCCAGCCAGAAGUACUGCACCUGGAUCCCCGUGCAGUACCCGCUCAUCUCCGAGUGCAAGUGCUCCUGCUAGCACGGCCCCGCGCUGCCCCGGCCCUCGCGCCGCUCUCUUUGCUCGCCUGGAUCUUCCCGGGGGGGUUCGUCCGCCCUCCCCCUCGGGG
Messenger RNA from Numida meleagris (helmeted guineafowl), 985 nucleotides. RefSeq names its product noggin-2-like. Bases 274 to 897 code for a protein of 207 amino acids. The record is from RefSeq and is a predicted model, not a curated record. The transcript has a single exon. Lineage: Eukaryota; Metazoa; Chordata; Aves; Galliformes; Numididae. Gene Ontology annotation, biological process: osteoblast differentiation; negative regulation of cell differentiation; dorsal/ventral pattern formation.